GCGGGGCCUGCGGCGCGUGACCUCGCUGCGGGAGGCAGGAGCCUGGAGAAAGGUGUAGAGGGGCCGGGACCAGCGGACUCCGGAGUCCGCAGGCGGGGCGGGGAGUGCCUGGGCAGAGGCGGCGGGCGCCCGGUGAAGCGCUAAAGCAGGUCACGCUUCCUCCUUCCCUCCCCGCCCCUUCUCCUCCUCCCACCUGGGCCUCUGCGUGGAGACGCGCACCUGGCAACCGGCGGCCCUGCCCCGCCGCGUCCCCGCCUUCUCCGCUCGGGCGGGGUGCCCCGAGCCUGCCCCGCACCCCGAGCCGACCCCGGCGCUGGCGCUCGCCCCUCCGCCUCUGCCGCGCUCGCCGGAGGCGGCCUCGAGCGCUCGCUCGUUGAUGCCGUUUUGGGGGUGACCCGGCGCGACGGCGGCGCCUCCAUGGUGGGGGCGUGUUAGUGGCCGCGACUCUGCCGGACGUCGAGUGCGCGGUUGCCAGGGGGGCAGAGUAGCCAGCCAGUGCGACCCCGCGCGCAGCUCGGGUUUCGGGGCGCUGGAGGAGGCCGCCACGGCCGCGCGGGAGCGGGAGAUGUUGGAGCUGAGGCACCGGGGAGGCUGUCCCGGCCCCGGGGGAGCGGUGGCGCCGCCACCCCGCGAGGGAGAGGCGGCCGGCGGCGAUCACGAAACCGAGAGUACCAGUGACAAAGAAACAGAUAUUGAUGACAGAUAUGGAGACUUGGAUUCCAGAACAGAUUCUGAUAUUCCUGAAAUUCCACUAUCUUCAGAUAGAACCCCUGAGAUCCUCAAGAAAGCUCUAUCUGGUUUAUCUUCAAGGUGGAAAAACUGGUGGAUUCGUGGAAUUCUUACUCUAACUAUGAUUUCAUUGUUUUUCCUGAUCAUCUAUAUGGGAUCAUUUAUGCUGAUGCUUCUGGUUCUAGGCAUCCAAGUGAAAUGCUUCCAUGAAAUUAUCACUAUAGGUUAUAGAGUCUAUCGCUCUUAUGACCUGCCAUGGUUUAGAACAUUAAGCUGGUACUUUCUACUGUGUGUAAACUACUUCUUCUAUGGAGAGACUGUGGCUGAUUAUUUUGCUACAUUUGUUCAAAGAGAAGAGCAACUUCAGUUCCUCAUUCGCUACCAUAGAUUUAUAUCGUUUGCCCUCUAUCUGGCAGGUUUCUGCAUGUUUGUGCUGAGCUUGGUGAAGAAACAUUAUCGUCUGCAGUUUUAUAUGUUCGCAUGGACUCAUGUCACUCUACUGAUAACAGUGACUCAGUCACAUCUUGUCAUCCAAAAUCUGUUUGAAGGCAUGAUAUGGUUCCUUGUUCCAAUAUCAAGUGUUAUUUGCAAUGACAUAACUGCUUACCUUUUUGGAUUUUUUUUUGGGAGGACUCCAUUAAUUAAGUUGUCGCCUAAAAAGACUUGGGAAGGAUUUAUUGGCGGCUUCUUUUCCACAGUCGUGUUUGGAUUCAUUGCUGCCUACAUGUUAUCCAAAUACCAGUACUUUGUCUGCCCAGUGGAAUACCGAAGUGAUGUUAACUCCUUUGUUACAGAAUGUGAACCCUCUGAACUUUUCCAGCUUCAAAGUUAUUCACUUCCUCCCUUUCUAAAGGCAGUGUUGAGACGGGAAACAGUGAGCUUGUAUCCUUUCCAGAUACACAGCAUUGCUCUUUCAACAUUUGCAUCUUUGAUUGGCCCUUUUGGAGGCUUCUUUGCCAGUGGAUUCAAAAGAGCAUUCAAAAUCAAGGAUUUUGCAAACACCAUUCCUGGACAUGGCGGGAUAAUGGACAGAUUUGAUUGUCAGUAUUUGAUGGCAACUUUUGUGCACGUGUACAUCACAAGUUUUAUAAGGGGUCCGAAUCCCAGCAAAGUGCUACAGCAGUUGUUGGUGCUUCAACCGGAACAGCAGUUAAAUAUAUAUAAAACCCUGAAGACUCAUCUGAUUGAGAAAGGAAUUCUACAGCCCACCUUGAAGGUAUAGCUGGAUCCACAAAGGGAAGGACUAACCAUAAGGAGUUCUACAGGAAAGCACUGACCGAUGAAAUUUUGAAAUUGCACAGAAAACUUGUUGAAAAUGCAAUAGAUUGAAGUUUUAUGACACGAAUGUCUUUUCUCGAAAUUACUGUGAAUAUUUAACACUUACUUGAUCUAAGUUAUGAAAUAAGUAGCAAAUUAUCAGCAAAAAAAUCCUGUACUUUUUCUAAAGUGUAUUUUCUGAUGUUAACUUCCUUCCCCAACUUGCUAGGUUUCAUAAUGUAAAAGACUUGUGUUUUAAAGAUUCAAAGGGAAAAAGAGUAAAUUGAGGAUGUCUUAAGAUUGCAUCUGGCAUUGUGCCCUUUGCACAAAUAUUUACUUUUGUACUUGGAGCUACUCUUAAUUUUAACAAAAUGUUUUGUGUAAGGCACAAUAGGAAGUUAGUUCUCCUGCACUUCCUCCUCUCAGUCUGAAGUCCUUUCUGAAGGGCUGAGUUGGAUCCAAAAAAGAAAAAAAAUCUUGUCCGUUUUUCAAAGAAAUAAGUAAUCAUUUGCCAGGGGAAAACAUGCCAUUUUUAGAUAGGUUCAAAAAGAGCAGAUACCAAACUCGACUCCUGAUAAAAUCAUUUGGAAAAACAUGACAGUUGCAAAAAAAAAAAAAAAAAAAAAGUGUUCAAGAAAAACAAAGGAGAAAUCUGCUCUGAAGGACAUGAUUUACAUGAUUUAGGCAUCUUUCACAGAUUCUCUCCACAGCCGAUCACAGCUCAGAAGGUCGAGGAUGGAGAUGAAGGCCCCCGGCCGCCUCUUGGUCGAAUCCUCUGCUUUUCUUUGUUUCCCAGUGAACUGGUGUCCAUCAGUUCUACAGCCUCCAAGCCCGUAAGAUCAGUGUAGGGGGUAGUGAGCUGGGGUGGUGGCUGACGCAGAGCUGGAGGGGCCUGUCCCCAGCCGGGGCUCUGCAGGCCUAUGUCCUGGGGAGCCUCCCUGCUGGCACCCUGGGUGGGCAGCCCUCGGGACACUCACCUGGCGAGGAGGAAGAUCAGCCCGCAGACUCAAGCCCAGGCCCACUCCCUGCUAACAGCUCAUCUUCGCUCCCUUCCUCUUGUACAUCAUGAAAUCUGAGGACAUCAGCUGAUGAUUUUUUUCUUCCAAGAAUGAAAAUCAAGCAGAAGUGAUUCUCAUCAAGAACCAAAAGCACACGAAUGCCAAACCUUUCCUCUGUGGGACUGGACACUGUAACCAGAUGAGAAGUGUAUUCUCAUCAGUGACUGUGAAUAAGCUGCGGUUGCUGUGUGCGCUCCGCGACCGUAUUUGCUGUAGAGCACGGAUCGGGGUGGGGCACAGAGCCUUCCAGACGUGGCCUCGUGCUCUGUGGCGUACUGUUCAGAGGGGAGAAAAAGAGAUUUUCAAGACUGUUUUGCUAAUGAAAAGAGUAAUAUUUUUGUUUAAAUCAGAAACAGAUUUCAGUUAUUUUCUAUUUCCGUUCUCCUCCGGUACCUGGAAUAAGAGAUGAUGGAUCUGCCCAGGAUCCGUGGAUGUGAGUCGGUAACUGGCAGCUUCUUCUGUGCACUACAGGCCUGCAGGAGAUCUAGUUACACUCUGUACCGGGGAUCUGAGUUCUCGGUUUGGCACGCACGCAGUCAGUUCGCCUGCACGGGAUGUGUUCAGUCAGCAUUAUUUAAGACCGUCCCGUAAAAACCUAGAAUUGGCACUGGAAAUGUUAUUACAGAAGGGAAUGAUUCCUUUUCGAGUCAGGCUACCUGCAGGUUUGAUUUUCAGCAUCUCUCAUUUAUAUUUGCCUCAUUAAAAGCUCCAGAUGCUGAUCGUAAAAGAAUUUAGAUUAGCAGAGGUUAAAAAAUACGAUGAAAAAUUUGCCACAGGAACUUACAUUGAAAACUUGGUGAUAUGCACAAUAAGAACUUCUUGGAGAUAUGUGGUUCCCUCUGCAUUUUUCCUUAAAGUGAUUGGUGAGGCACUGCAAUGCAGAAUUAUAAGAGAGCAUUACUGAAUACACGUAUUAUAAAAUCAAUCUUAUUAUAAACAAAAUAUGAAGCUAGAAAUAUUUGGGGGUCACAGUAAUAAUAGCUUUCAUCAAAUAUACUUUUAGAGUUGGGUGUACAUUAUUCUAUAUAUAAAAAAGUAAAUUCUUAAUUUUAACAGAGCUCUAACGAUUGACCUUUUUAGUGUACUUUUAUAGCAUGUAUAUUAAAAUAGAAUAUAUUUUAGCAAAAGAUUGCCAUAAAACCCUGACUUUAAUCAUUUUUAUAUUCGUGCUGUGAAGAGAGCUUCAAUUCCAGUGUGGGAAUGGGGUGAAAGUAAAAGGCUGGGAACUUCCUUCACAGUAAUGGCUACUUGUUCCAAAUUUGCUAUUUUUGGAGGGACUGUACUUGUACUAAUUGCUUGACUUUUGAAUAUGUGGGAUGCAAAUGUUUCCUCAGUGCUUUUCCCCUGUGGUGAUACAUACACAUUUACUGUCUGUGAAUAAAAAGACCACACCUACCACCCCUCCCCCGCUUUUGUUUCGUUUAUCAUCUCUCUUCCCCCGGACUUGGGUUUGAACAAAGACAGUAUCACCUCAUUCAGUGCAAAAGGAAAAAGUAGAAAGUGGACAUAUACUGUAUAUGGGUGGAAGAUAGCUUAUGAUUUGUGUCCAGUUCUCUGAAUCUUUUACGAAAACUGAGCUAGGAAAAUAAAAUUGAAACAAAUCAUA
Molecule: messenger RNA, 4650 nt
Organism: Mustela lutreola (European mink)
Lineage: Eukaryota; Metazoa; Chordata; Mammalia; Carnivora; Mustelidae
Gene: CDS1
Product: CDP-diacylglycerol synthase 1
Exons: 13
Coding region: 566-1951 (461 amino acids)
Cellular component (GO): endoplasmic reticulum membrane
Molecular function (GO): phosphatidate cytidylyltransferase activity
Source: RefSeq, a predicted model, not a curated record